AUGCCACACUGCGGCGGAGCAGGUGUUACACUCGUGGUGCUGCUUCUCAAUGCCGUCACGAACAUUAUUCUGGUGGCAGCUGCUGAACGGAAGCAGGUCUUCGACUUGGGUGGCUUGAUGGGGUGCCUUCCCGGCAAGUGGGCCAGGCUGCUCCGCUGGGCAUUCGAUGUAAGCAUUUGGUUAUCCGUGGGGCUUGCCUUGCUGGGUUACUUUGUGGUGGUUGCUGAUGCCUUCAGCCCCCUUGCAGACUUCGUUGGCUUUCCGUCAACAAUCAACAAACAGGUGUCGGUUCUCUUGGGAACCCUGUUGGUCAUCCCGCUUUCCUUAAUGGAUCCAGAGUAUCUUGCUUUCAGUUCCACGCUGAGCGUGGCAGCCAAUGUAUACUUGGUUCUUCUCAUCACUUUCCUCUUUGUAUCCCAGUCCGAAGCAACAUCGCACCAACCCUUCUGCUGGCUUGGUGCCGGACCCGGCGUCAUCACCAUGGGCAGCGCGUUAAUGCAGUCGAUGAUCUUCCAGAUGUGUACCAUCCCGAUGUACGAGGUGCUGGAAGACCGGAGCGUCCGGCGAUUCAGCGUUUGCCUCGUAGUGAGCUUUUGCUUUGUUUUCCUGCUUUUCACUACGCUAUGCCUCAUGGCAUUGCGCCUGUAUGGCGAUGGUGUGUCUUCGAAUAUUUUGAACAAUCUUCCUCCAGAUGUGUCGGGAGAUGUUGCUCGUGUAGGUGUGGGCCUGGCGGUCAUCGCCGUUUACCCAAUCUACCUGGAAUCGAUGGUGGCGCCCUUGCGGCACGCUGAGGAGCGUGCCUGGCGACAUCGACAGCCUCUGAUGAUUCCUUCUCCUCAAGAUUCACUGAUUUUUGAUGAGGAUGUGAUCCCCCGAGGCACAUCUAGCGACCUCGAUGCUGGACCUUCGCGCAGCACGUUGUCCUGGAUGUCGGAUCGGCUCUUGAAGGUCCGAGUGAAGGUCUUCCAGCUCCAUGGCAUUCUUCCUAUGCGCCCUUCGCACUUUGCGGCCGUUGCGAUUAUCCUGGGGUCUGCGGCGGGAGGCUGUGUGGUCACCCACUUAGGCUUCUGCAACAUCGUGAACGGAGCGAGUCAGGUGGCCGCCAUGGUUGGCUGGGCACCAGGCUUUGCAGGACUCUUCUUGCUCGGCUGGGAGCAAAGGUGGUGGCAGUUUCUGAUGAUUCUUCUGAUCAUCUUUGCGACCAUGAUGUCGAUGGUGGGGAUGAUGUACAGGGACAACUUUGUAAGCUCGCUGAACUGCAUGUGGGAAUCCAGCUGA
Molecule: messenger RNA, 1278 nt
Organism: Symbiodinium natans
Lineage: Eukaryota; Dinophyceae; Suessiales; Symbiodiniaceae
Source: the annotation of a GenBank genome assembly